AUGAGAGCCAAUAGAAAACUGAGCUCAAAUCACCCCAAUAAGUCGUUUUCCACAACUCCAAAACCACUUAAAACCAUAAAACUACACCAAAAAAACCAAGAAAUAAAAAAUAGUCCUGUAACCCAUGCUCAAAACUUGGUUAAUAACUGUAAAGCUCUUCAGAAGAAACUUGCAGCAAUAAAAGACAGCUUCAGUCAAAACCAAGAAUUCGGGUCUUACUACGUUAGUAAGAUUCUUUCACAAGAUUACGAAGAGCCCAAAACUUUUUAUAAAUUUGACAAGGCAUAUUUGCUCGGAAAGGCGAAAAUUGCUCACAAAAAAGAAGCCCAAGAGCAAGAUAGAAAAAAGCAAGAAUUAAUACCUCUCACAUGAAAUAAAUUUGAAAAGCUUAGCAAAGGGUUUAAAAAGCGUGAAUUUGGGAAAGUGAAACCAAUUAUUGAUGAAAAGCAUCGACGUCCUGAUUUGUUUUUAUCAAGGUUAAAUAUAACCAUAACAAGUGAAUCUCCACCGAGCUCAAAACUUACAGGGCAUAAAUAUCAAGAAAAAAGAGAGCCAACCCUAAGUAUUUUUAAAAGAAAAAUGAAGAGACCAGUAACGGCAAGUCUUAAAAAUGAUAUUGUAUCAACUGAUUGUACGGCUCCAGAUAUGGCUGAAAAUCUUUCCACUCAGGCUACUGAAGAGAGCAAAACAGAAACCGAAAAAUUAUUGUUCAAAGAUUGCGAAAAUUUAAGGAGUUUUGAUCAUCAGAUGAAUUUGGAGCAGCUGGUCAGAGUGAAAAUAAAGCAAUUGAUUCAUAAUACAAAUGGAAAUCUACCAUUAAUAAAAAUAAACAAUCGUUUAGUGUAA
Molecule: messenger RNA, 846 nt
Organism: Blepharisma stoltei
Lineage: Eukaryota; Ciliophora; Heterotrichea; Heterotrichida; Blepharismidae
Source: the annotation of a GenBank genome assembly